This is a messenger RNA of Aedes aegypti (yellow fever mosquito), 2900 nucleotides long. It is a transcript of the gene mtsh, whose product is annotated as protein mitoshell. The transcript has 7 exons. The record is from RefSeq and is a predicted model, not a curated record. Lineage: Eukaryota; Metazoa; Arthropoda; Insecta; Diptera; Culicidae. Gene Ontology annotation, molecular function: protein binding. Bases 309 to 2306 code for a protein of 665 amino acids.
GCGCCGACUGGAUGCGCGUAAAAUCAAAGCAACCAUGUGGUGAGAUUUGAAUUUUUUUUCUUGCUUGUUCGUUUCCCGACGGCACUGUUGUCCUGCACCGACCGAAGUCAACGAAGGAACCAAUCAGCUGACCGGGCCGAGUCCGAUUUCAAUCUGUUGCUGACCUUCGGAUCGGACGGUAGUCUUGCUGGUCCCGUUGCUCGUUUCCUGUGCUCCAACAGCUGACUGAACAAAAGCCAGUGCGCAACAAAGGAGGACCUUCAAGUCUGGGUCAAGGACAAAGGCCAUUUUUCAUUCGAGGACGAAAAAUGACGGAGGAAAGCUUUAAUAAAGCUCCCGGUUCGGAGUUCUCCAAAAAUCGAUCCACCAUUGUUACCAUGGGAAACGUAAAACUUUCGCCAAGUUCAACAGUUCCAUUUCCGGAACGUUCAAUGAAUCAAACGACCAGCAUCAAUCAAGAUUUUCCUUACACUAUACUGCAAUACGGUCAUCUCCUACCAACGUUAGUCCAACCUGGCUUUUCAAUGUUUCAUUUGCCACCACCACCAGUUCCGGUAACCAUUCCGGUGUUUUCUCAACACGUCAACGGUGGCUACGCUCAGCACCAGGCUUUUGACAGUAACAUGUUCUAUCGGUAUGUGCCGCAACAUCCGGGUGGUAAUGACAACUUGGGGCAGAAAAUCAACUGGGCUAGAUGCAACGGGAAAAUGAUUGCAAGCAAGGUGAAACAUAAGGAGCUUUCGCCAGUGGACAUCGGCAAAGUGGACGGAAUGAACGGAAUUAUCAGUGACGCCCCUCUUAGCCCACCGAUUAUUCCACUGGUGGCGGAUUCUAACAGAGAAGUCGGUUUCGGAGGAUCUGGUGUAGUGGUGGACAAGGAUAAAUUGAUCGCACUCACUGAUAUGGCCAUGCAGGGCUGUGAGCUGGCAGAACAGUUAGCCAACAAUCACCAAAAGAUGCCUUGUUUCAAAAAGAUUGACAGCCUCUGCGCUCGUAUGAAGCAAGACCUGAUUCGGCCGGAUAGUGUUUUGGCUAACAUAAAUUCGCAAGGCAUUGCCUGGGCCGUGAAGGACUUCAUCUUCGUUUUCACACGAAUCAUCAACGCUUGGAACAUCAUCAAGGGUUACGUGUACAAUACUCCGGACGGGUUGGAUAGAGUGCAGAAAGUAUUGAGUCCGGAUUUCCUGGAUCAUUUCCUCAAGUGGCAAGAUUCGACAAUUGAUUUCGUUGAUAGUUUGAUCAAGUCUUUCACUAGUCUGGACGAAAUGGUACAGAAUCAGCGAACCAGUCGAAUGCAGAAGGAGUCAUCACCAAAAGUGUCUGGUCGACAGUCAAAAACUGAUGAAGAGAAGGAACGAAACAUCCAAGAGUUAUACGAAUAUCUGAAGGAUAUGAUUCCAAAUCUGACUGAUAGCAAGGCCAAUUCAUCAUCAGAUAAUGCAAGCAGCAGCGAUUUAUCGGACCGCAGCAGCGUGGUUUAUGAUAAUGCUAAAAGCUAUAUCUUCUCCGUUGUCAACGACUCCGAACAGACUCAGAUGAAGCACAACGAGAACGGAACUUACUUCAAGACGGGUAUUUACGAACCGGUUAAGAAGCCACCAGGCUUUAGCGCUCAUCCGGUUACAAGCUCCAUGAAAAUCCCAUUCACUCUACCUGAUACCACCAACAACACUUCAACACCGUUUAUCACUUCCACGCCGAAGAUAUUGAAGAAUCCUAUCUCCCAGCAUCGACCUGAUUUGCUGGGCUCGCUUGGCAGCACAAAACAAAGCGACGGCGAAACUACUUCGGCAAUUGCUGCCCCUGUUGGUCAAACGAUGACAGCCGACGUAUCUCUUUCGGCACAACUUCAGAUGGAUUUUUUCAACGAUGCAAUCAUCCGACAAAGCUUUGACAGUGAAACUGUGGCCAAAAUUCACUUCCUAUUGCAGAAGGUGUUCAACGUAAAUGAAGCAAAGUACUUCUUGAUGGCGCAUUUCACAAAGAAUUAUUUUCCAGGAUUCGAUACCGUAAAUCCAAGCUUCACUGAUUUGCGGACGAUUAUCUCGAAGGCCCAGAUGGGUGGCUAUCAAACCAUCUACGAAAUUGUGCAUGAUCUUCGCCAGAUUAUCCGGUCUGCCCGUCGCUAUCUAGAACAAAAGUCUAGCACCCUAUUGAAGGACACUACAGAAGAGUUUGAGCGCAGCUUGGAGGACAUACUGUGCGAUAAGAUUUUCGAUUGCUACAAUUUCAACCGUCUGCCUGGAUCAACUUCUCCGACAGGUACCGUCAGUAGCCUAAGUACCGCCUGUUCAGGAGAGUUCUAGGGCUCUUGUUUUGGAGCUAACUGUCGUUUUUAAUAGUUUCUUUACUGAAUAGAAUUUUAUUUAAUUGUUUUAAGAGAAACCAAGAUCUGAUGACUUGAUCAGGAACAAAAAGUCAUCACUAGCUAAAAUUGCUGAGUAUUAUAGGGAUAAAAUUGUGUGCUAAACGAUGUGUGCCAAAAUCAAAGUAAGGAUGUCGUCAUCGAUCCGACCGAAUUAAAUUAUGCUAGGACAAUCAAAAUCUCUAAACUAAACAAUAAGACUUUUUUCGACGGCCGCAACGAUUAGAUAUGCAGGUUGUUGGCAGCAAAGUUUUCAAAUAUUUGAUAAAGUGGAAAAUCAUAAUUACGCUGCUAGUGAAUUUUGGCAGGAAAAGUUUUGAUUACGGUUGAAUAUUAUUCAAAAUUAUGUGCGUCCUAAGUAUAGUGUUCAUGUCCAAAAGAAAUUUUGCCUUUUCUCCUUUGUAAAGGUGGGGUAAAGCCCUUUUAAACUACUAUUAGAAUUAUUGACAAGUUUGUUAAACUAUAAUCAAAAUGAGGUGUAAACUAUGAAAUGUAGAUAUAAAGAUGUUUUAAAUUGUAAUAUAAAUUGAAAAAA